This is a messenger RNA of Solanum tuberosum (potato), 741 nucleotides long. RefSeq names its product 30S ribosomal protein S16. The transcript is spliced from 3 exons. The record is from RefSeq and is a predicted model, not a curated record. Gene Ontology annotation, biological process: mitochondrial translation. Gene Ontology annotation, cellular component: ribosome; small ribosomal subunit. NCBI's taxonomy places the organism in Eukaryota, Viridiplantae, Streptophyta, Magnoliopsida, Solanales, Solanaceae. The coding region runs from base 118 to 516 and encodes 132 amino acids. Gene Ontology annotation, molecular function: structural constituent of ribosome.
GGACAUUAGUAGUAUUAUGUUUUGUAACAAAAAGGGAAAAAAGGUGUUACCCUAAAGUGACAAUUCAUUGCCGGAUUGACAGUCACAGUUCAUUCACUCGCCGGAGAGCAGUUGAAAAUGGUGGUGAGAUUAAGGUUAUCGAGGUUUGGAUGCAAAAACAAACCUUUUUACAGAGUAAUGGCGGCCGAUAGCAGAUCUCCAAGAGACGGCAAACACUUGGAAGUACUUGGUUACUACAAUCCUUUACCAGGGCAAGAUGGUGGUAAACGGAUGGGUCUUAAUUUUGAUAGGUUGAAGUAUUGGUUAUCUGUUGGUGCACAGCCUUCAGAACCAGUCCAACGCCUUCUUUUCCGAGCAGGCGUAUUACCUCCUCCACCUAUGCUGGCUAUGGGACAAAAAGGCGGUCCACGGGACACUCGAUUAGUUGAUCCUAUGACUGGACGCAUCACGACACCUGAAAGUGCUAAAAGUGCCAAUCCAACAGUUGGUUCUGAAGUUGAAGAAGACAAAGAUUAGAAUCUGACUAGUUGAUUUUGUACAACUUCAAUUCAAAGAUCUGUUUUUUAGUAUGUGACAAUUGCAGCGCUGAUGUUUGUUUCUAUGUACUGCUGUUUGAAUCUUGCAAUCUUAGAAUGCGUCAUCUUCAAAUAUGCCCUGAUCAUGUCUCAAUUUUGUCUGGUCUUGCUAAAGGGAUAUAUUUUAACUAUCUAUGUUUAAAUAAAAUAGCACCCCUUAGAUAUG